GCGUGUCCUGAGUCUUAAGACCCGGAAGUGAUGUGCAGUCAUCUGACGGGUGAAAACAACAUCAGCUCCGUGUUUGUCUGAAUCUGACGGAGCCGCUGCUUUGUCCCGGUGUCUCCCGGCGGGGGGAGGACGACAUCUCCCGGUGUUUUGUGGUGAGGGGCGGUGACUCCCGGAGUGAACAAGGCGGAGGGUGAAAUGUGGAUCCAGCCGGAGGAGGUGCUGCUGGCCGGAGCUCUGUGGGUCUCUGAGCGGGCCAACCCGUUCUUCAUCCUGCAGAGGAGGAGGGGGCACGGCCGCGGCGGUGGCCUCUCCGGUCUCCUGGUUGGGACACUGGAUGUGGUUCUGGACUCGAGUGCCAGAGUGGCUCCUUAUAGGAUCCUGCUACAGACCGCAGACUCUCAGAUCUACUGGAACAUUGCUUGUGGCUCAUCCAGGAAGGAGAUCACAGAGCACUGGGACUGGCUGGAGUCCAACCUGCUGCAGACCAUCUCCAUCUUCGACAACGAUGAAGAUGUCACCACCUUCGUCAAAGGGAAGAUCUCUGGCAUCAUCGCAGAGGAGAACCGGCUGAAGAAGGGGGAGGAGCAGGAAGAGGACUGUGGGAAGUUUCGGGAGGCGGAGCUGAAGAUGAGGAGGCUGUUUGGGAUGCCUGAUGAGGAGAAGCUGGUGAAUUAUUACUCCUGUAGCUACUGGAAGGGAAGAGUCCCGCGGCAGGGCUGGCUUUACCUGUCCGUCAACCACCUGUGCUUCUACUCCUUCCUUCUGGGCAAGGAGGUGACUCUGGUGGUGCAGUGGACGGAGGUGACUCAGCUGGAGAAGAACGCCACCCUGGUGUUUCCAGAGAGCAUUCGUGUCAGCACUCGGAACACUGAACAUUUCUUCUCCAUGUUCCUAAACAUCAACGACACCUUCAAGCUGAUGGAGCAGCUCGCUAACAUCGCCAUGCGUCAGCUGCUUGAUAAUGAGGCAUUCGCCGCCGACCGCUCGCUGCCCAAACCCUGCAAGACACUCAAAAACGUCUCUGCACUCAAGAGGGAUCUGGAUGCCCGCGCAAAGAACGAGCGGUACCGCAUGAUGUUUCGGCUGAUGCAGGACGAGCGUCUGGACGGACACACGGACUGCACGCUGUGGACGCCAUUUGCUAAGAUGCACGUGGUCGGACAGCUGUUCAUCUCCAACAACUACAUCUGUUUUAACAGCAGAGAAGAAGACCUGUGUCAGCUCAUCAUACCACUCAGAGAGGUGACCAUCGUGGAGAAGGCGGACAGCAGUAGUGUCCUGCCAUGUCCCGUCUCCAUCAGUACCAAGAACAAAAUGAACUUCCUGUUCGCCAACCUCAAAGACAGAGACUUCCUGGUCCAACGCAUCUCCGACUUCCUACAGCGAACGCCUGACAGCUCGUGGGGGGAUACCAGCCCGCUGUCUCUGAUUGGUCACUCGGCGUCCUCCAGUGCCCCCUCCUCCUCGUCUACAGGAUCUGAGUCCGUCCACAGGGGGCGUCAUUACCACCCUGGGCUGCCCACGGCCAGCCAGGGUCUGCUGCAGCUCUACCACCGAGACGCUCCAGAGGACCUGGGACCCAAAGCCAUGAAGGAGAAAAUGAAGGAAGAGGCAUGGAACAUCCAUUUCUCAGAGUUUGGUCGAGGUGUCUGCAUGUACCGGACCUCCAGAACCAGAGAACUGGUCCUCAAUGGGAUUCCAGAGCGCCUGAGAGGAGAGUUGUGGCUGCUGUUCUCUGGAGCGCAGAACGAGAUGUCAACCCACCCUGGUUACUAUGGCGACUUAGUGGAACAGGCCAUGGGACUGUGCUCAUUGGCUACAGAGGAGAUUGAGCGUGACCUCCAUCGCUCGAUGCCUGAACACAGAGCCUUUCAGAAUGAGACAGGCAUCGCUGCACUGCGCCGCGUCCUCACCGCCUACGCCCACCGCAACCCGGGCAUCGGAUACUGCCAGGCCAUGAACAUCGUCACCUCCGUCCUGCUGCUCUACUGUACGGAGGAAGAAGCCUUCUGGCUGCUGGUGGCGCUGUGUGAGCGGAUGCUGCCUGACUACUACAACACCAGAGUCGUUGGAGCUCUGGUGGAUCAGGGCGUAUUUGAGGAUCUGACCCGGGCCUUCCUCCCCCUGCUGUAUGAACACAUGCAGGAGCUGGGAGUCAUCUCCACCAUCAGCCUCUCUUGGUUCCUAACCCUCUUCCUGUCGGUGAUGCCGUUCGACAGCGCCGUCCUAUUGGUCGACUGCUUCUUCUACGAGGGCAUCAAGGUCAUCUUCCAGGUGGCACUGGCUGUUCUCCAUGACAACAUGGACGCCCUGUUGUCCUGCAGCGACGAGGGAGAAGCUAUGACCAUCCUGGGCAGGUACCUGGAUAAUGUUGUGAAUAAACAGACCGUGGCUCCGCCCAUCCCUCACCUGCACGCCCUGCUGACGAGUGGAGACGACCCUCCACCUGAGAUCGACAUCUUUGACCUCAUCAAGUCGUCCUAUGAGAAGUUCGGUAGCCUGCGCUCUGAUGUCAUUGAGCAGAUGAGGUUCAAACAGAGGUUAAAGGUCAUCCAAUCACUGGAGGACACAGCCAAGAGGAGCGUGGUGAGGGCGAUGAUGACGGAGUCGGCCUUCAGUAUCGAGGAGCUGGAGGAGCUCUACUGUCUCUUUAAGUCCAAACACAUGACCAGCUGUUACUGGGGCUCCAGCAGCUCUGCAGCUGAGCGACACGACCCCAGUCUGCCGUACCUGGAGCAGUACCGCAUUGACCCGGCCCAGUUCACCCAGCUCUUCACCGCCCUCGCCCCCUGGAUCUGUGGAGGCCACACCCCCACUCUGUCAGCCCGCCUCUUCAGACUCCUGGACCAGAACCAGGACGGACUGGUCAACUUCAAAGAGUUCAUCACUGGGCUCAGUGGGAUGUAUCAUGGCGACAUGACGGAGAAACUCAAGCUGUUGUACAAGCUCCACCUCCCACCAGCUCUGUGUCCUGAAGAGGCAGAAUCUGCUCUGGAGGCGACGCACUUCUUCACUGACGACGAAACACAAGAAUCUUCCUUCUUGUCUGAUCUGGACAUUUUGGGGCAGCAGGAAGUGACAUCAGGUGAGGAGGGGAAGGAUGGAGGAGGAGACAGUGAGGAGAAGAAAGAGGAGAAGGUGAAGGACUACAGGUACUACCUGAGAAUGUGGGCCAAAGAGAAGGAGCCCAAGAGAGAGACCAUCAAAGACCUGCCCCGGAUGAACCAGGAGCAGUUCAUCGAGUUGUGUAAGACUCUGUACAACAUGUUCAGUGAGGAGCCUCUGGAGCAGGAGCUCUAUCACUCCAUUGCCACUGUGGCAAGUCUGCUGCUGCGCAUCGGAGAGGUCGGCAAGAAGUUCAACAACGGGACGAAGAAGACUGACACUGCUGCCUCGCAGGCCCUGCCCCCCACCCAGACCCCGGCCUUAAACCCUCAGAGGGAGGAGGGGCCUUGUGAGGGGGGGUCAGAUGAGUCUCAGGUGUGCCGGGCUCUGGCGGACGCCCAGCUGGAGCCGGCAGCUCUGCAGACAUCUGAUGAGGAAACCAAAGAUGACACAUCGGUGUCGUCGUACUCGGUGGUGAGCUCCAGUUCGCUGCAGUGCGAGGACAUUGCUGACGACACCGUGCUGAUUGGCGGUGAGCAGAGGCGGGGCAGCACCCUGGAUGUUGAUUGGUCAAUCACCUUCGAGCAGGUACUGGCGUCGCUGCUGACGGAGCCGCCGCUUGUCGACUACUUUGAGAGGAAGGUGGACAUCCAGAACAAGAUGGCCGCCUGUAAGGCCCAGAGAGCAGUGGAGCGUCAGAUAAGCUCCGCCUCCGACCAUGAACUCACCCAGCACUCAGUAUGACUCAACUGUACCAGUCCACCUGACCAACCUUUACCUGUCUACCUAACUCACCUUUAACUUUCCAUCUAACUCACCUUUACCUGUCCACCUGACUCACCUUUACCUGUAUUUGUUUCAGCUGGGAAGCUCCUUGAGAGCAGAUCCUUGAUUUCAAAUCAGCUGAUUGAUCAAGUGGUUUAUGAUGACGUCACCUCCCGAUUUGAGCGUUCCUGAUUAUCUCACACUCUUGUCAGCAGCAGACACUCUCUGAUUGGCCGGUAUGUCCUUAGACACACAGAGAGGAAACACGUCAUCAGUCUGAUUAUUAUGGUGUGAUGUCACUACUCUGUGAUGUCACGGACCCUUUUCAUUCAGGCUAUUUUGGACUAAACCCCGUUCCAGGACCAGACCAUGGUCCAGAUCCAGGUUUUAUUCUUCAUGUCACACUGACACUGAAAUCGUCCCUGAAGUUUUUGCACUGUUUCCAGAUCAUUGUUAUUAAAUGCUCUCUCUAUUGAUCUGGUAUUGAUUUGGUAUUGAUUUAUAGAUCUUGUGUGUGCAGGUGAGACCUGUAUAAAGUCUCUGCAGGAUCAACCAGUCAGCUGAAAACUAACAAACUAACUGAUGGACAGGUAAACAGGUCAACAGGUAAACAGGUCAACAUGACACUAACACAACUACAGAAGCCCCAAAGUCCAAAAAGGUGAUUUUGUUUUGUUGAACAAAUGUUUUUUCACAAUUUGAAAUUCAGAAUCUUUGAGGUCAUGCGAUCAUGUGACCAUAUGAUCAGCAUGUGAUGAUCAUGUGAUUAUGUGUCUGUGUCAUGGAGUCCUAACAUCUUAUUAUUAAAUGAUCUGACAGUGAACCUCAGAUCCGACUGAAUGAAUUCCGUUGGUGCACCAGGUUUAUCUCGGAACCUGGUCUAAAGAAGUUGGUUUCUGUUGGAAACAGGCAGAACUGAACUGAUAGAUUGAUUUUAAGAAAAUAAAAUGCAAAAUAGGGAAGUCGAAACUUUAUUUAGAGGAAAUAAAAUAAACUUGUUUAAUGUUUAAUGUUUAAAUGUUUUAGUUUCUGUACAGUUCACUUAUAUUAACUGUAUAUUGAUAAAACCACAAGGUCGUAUAAAUGAAAAAAUGUAUGUUUCACCAGGUGAGUUCACACCUGUAGAAUCUUAUUUUGACGUCACUGAAGCCUUGUUUGUUUAUCUGCCUGUGUGAUGACAUCACUCCUGUUUACUUCUUGACCAGUCUGACUUCUUUACUUGACUUGAUGUAAGAGGAUGUUUCUGUGCUUUUAUUCUUCUCUGUAUAUAUAUUCACCAACCUCCUUUUAAAUCUGUCAUAUCGAUCAGUUAUUGAUCUGUAUUCUGUUCUAAUAAAUACUACAGGAAAAAGCUA
Molecule: messenger RNA, 5225 nt
Organism: Seriola aureovittata
Lineage: Eukaryota; Metazoa; Chordata; Actinopteri; Carangiformes; Carangidae
Product: TBC1 domain family member 9B
Exons: 23
Coding region: 196-3849 (1217 amino acids)
Molecular function (GO): calcium ion binding
Source: RefSeq, a predicted model, not a curated record